This is a messenger RNA of Teleopsis dalmanni, 1612 nucleotides long. Its product is annotated as 28S ribosomal protein S29, mitochondrial-like. Gene Ontology annotation, cellular component: mitochondrial ribosome; mitochondrial small ribosomal subunit. Gene Ontology annotation, molecular function: structural constituent of ribosome. The record is from RefSeq and is a predicted model, not a curated record. Gene Ontology annotation, biological process: apoptotic process. Lineage: Eukaryota; Metazoa; Arthropoda; Insecta; Diptera; Diopsidae.
CUGUUUCUAGCAAUUUUCUAAUUGAACUUAAACCAUUCAGUUAUAUAUCCAUAAAUUUACUUUAUAUUUUUUUUCCAGACAACAGUUUUAAUUAUUUAUAACUAUUUCGUAUUUUAAUAAAAUGUGAAUUCUAUAUUUUGACAUUUAUCACGUACUUGCGCACAAUCCACAACAUUUCCCUCCAAAAACAACCGCUUGAAUAAAAAUCAAAACAUAACAAAUUACAUCUUCUUUAACUGCUAUCCAUUGCAUCUACUUUUCUCAAAGUGCUGCCAGCUCAUUUUUUUCUUAUUUUGUUGUGACAAUCGUGUCCUUAAAUAAACAUAUGUUUUUGACAAAUUUUUUAUUAUUUCUCUUUACUCAAUUUAGGCACGCUUUGUAUAAAUAAAUGAAUUAAAAAUGUUUGCAGUUCACUUGAAGAAAUGUUUGCAGUAUCCAAAAAUAUCAAAAAAUAUGUUUUGCACAGUCGCAGCACUAGAGCGGAAUGGUAUCGCACUUGUACCGACAGAUUACCGCACAACACAAAGUAAAAUAGAUGCACAUUCUGAUGUACAUAUUGGGAAAUUUUAUACAAUUCCACCAGAAGAUAAAAAGCAAUUAUUUAGUGGAGGCGGUUUUCCUCGAAAAUUCGAGGAACAAGUUAAAACAUUUGCAGAAUCAUGUUUGCUAGUACGUUCACCUGCGUUAGAAAUAAUAAAUUAUAUUAAACGUUCUGACUUAAGUCGCCCAACUGUUCGUUAUGUUGUUUAUGGUGACAACGGCGCUGGAAAGACAUUGACCUUGGCACAUGUCUUACACUAUGGUUUGCAAAAUGAUUUUCUACUUGUACAUGUGCCGUGGGUACCGAAUUGGAUGAAACGUCCUAAAGAAGUUUCUAAUAUACCAGAACGUGAAGGUUAUGUAGACUUACCAUUUGAUGCGGCUGCUUGGUUAAAACACUUUAAAACACAAAAUUCUACGCUACUACCUAAAUUAAAACUUACGACAUCUAAAGAAUAUGUCUGGAGCAAACGUGAAACAACACCAGCUGGUUCAAGUAUAACUGAGUUGGUUGAACAUGGUAUUACACGCAUUAAAUUUGCUUCAGAAACUAUUGCUGCGUUAUUAUCUGAAAUUAAACAACAUGCUACAGCUGGACAAUGUAAAGUGAUGGUUGCAAUUGAUGGAUUCAAUGCAUUUUUUCAUCCAGAAACUCGUAUUUUGGGUGAUAAUAAACAAAUCAUAACACCAGACCGUGUUUCAUUGACACAACCAUUUGUAGAUAUAGCUAAUUAUAAUUGGACAAAUGGUGUUUGUAUUGUAACUGUUGAUAAAAUUGCAAUGACAGAAGGUUAUAUGGAUUCUUAUCUGCCACGAUAUUUGUUGGGUAAAGAUGGUUUUGAAUGCUUAGAUCCGUUUAUACCAAUACAUGUUGGUAAUUACACCGAAAAAGAGUUUGCGAGUUGUAUUAAUUACUAUUUGGAUCGACAUUGGAUACAAAAAGCACCCCAAGGAUUUGACGAACAAUUAAAGUUUUUAAGUAAUAAAAAUCCAUACUAUUUAAUGCAUCUCACAAGAUCUUUAUAAAUUCGCAAUAACUGUUGCCUAAAUAAACAUUGAAAAUAAUAAAUAA